UGGAGAAUCCCAUGGACAGAGAAGCCUGGAGGGCUACAGUCCACAGGGUCGCAAAGAGUUGGAUAUGACUGAAGCAACUGAGCAUGCACACACAUUGCUUUUUUGCAAGGGGGCGGGAUCCAUGUGGUGAGCCGUUUGGGCUACAGAAGAGGAAGACUGGAGUCGGGAAAUAUGAAGACAGUUUCUCUCUAGAAAGACUCAGGAGCUGUCAAUCUCCCUGUACCUUCAGGGUGCUGGAGACAGCGAGAUCCCAUCUCUUCCCCAACUUAUGCAGUGAGGUGGAUGGCUUGAAAUCAUCCCUGCUGGACACAUACACCUGAGAAUUAGGCCAGCGCUACAAGUCAGAAGCACACCUUUGGAGAUUCUUCUGUCAGCACCCACUGCCAAGAUCUGUGUCACCCCACUGUUUCAGGUCCAGUCACCCCCAAGCUCAGUCCAACUCUAAUCCACCUGGUCACUAUUCCUAGGUUGAUCUUAAUAAGACAAAUCUGACACUGUCACCCUCUGAUUCAGUUUCCUUUUAGAUAAAUGCCCUGCUCCUUGGAGAGGAAUUAAAAGUCCUUCCUUCUCUGACUCCUGCUCAACUUUUCAACCACUUCUAUCAGGCAGACUCAUGGGGCUCAGGGGUGGAGAAGGACACAGUUUGUAUUUUAUCCCCCGCUGAGUAGGAAAGACCCGCCCCACCUUAAACAACCCAGGUUUGGGCUGGGACCUAAAUGGAGCAGCCUGCACAGUUCCUGAAACGCAGUUCUGAGUCAUCUCAAGUCCUGUUUGGGUGAAGUUACCUGGGGCUGCAGUGCCCUUGACCUUGGUGCCCAGCAGAAGCACCAUCUCUGGUCCGGGAAGAUCCCACAUAUCGCAGAGCAACUAAGCCCGCGCACCACGACUACUGAGCUAGAGCCCAGGAGUGGCAGCUGCUGAAGCCUGUGUGCCCUAAAGCCCGUGCUCUGCAAUCAGAGAAGCCACCGCCAUGGGAACCCCAUGCCUCACAACUAGAGAGUAGCCCCUGCCCUCUGCAACUAAAGAAAAACCCACUCAGCAACGAAGACCCAGCUCAGCCAAAAAUAAAUACAUACAUCAUUUUUUAAAACAUUCUAUUUUAACCAUAUUUAACUGUAUAUUUCAGUAGCACUAAGUAUAUUCAUUCCAAAAAAAUUUCCCAUGCUUCAUCACAGUCAACACCCUCCUUAGACCCCCUGCUCCAGACAACUGAGAAUCUUAUCAUUAUAGUUUUACCUUUUCUCAAAUUUUAUAUACAUGAAAUGAUACAGUACAUGGUAUUUUGUACUUUUUUCAUUCAUCGCCAAGUUUUGGAGAUUCAUCCAUAUUGUUGCAUGUAUCAAUAUUUUGCUUCUUUUUAUCGCCCAGCAGUGUAUCAGAGGAUAGGGCUUCCCAUGUGGCUGCAUGGAAAGGAACCCACCUGCCAAUGUAGGAGACACGACUUCGAUCCCUGGGUCAGGAAGAUCCGCUGGAGAAGGAAAUGAAACAGCCUGCCACCCCCUGGGAAAGAGACCCUGCGAGAUGCAAGCCUUCAGGAUCUGGGAUGUCAACCAGAAGAUCUUCUACCUGAGGAAUAACCAACUAGUUGCUGGAUACUUGCAAGAAGCAAAUAUUAAAUUAGAGGAGAAGAUAGAUGUGGUACCCAUCGAACCUCAUACUAUGUUCCUGGGGAUCCAUGGGGGGAAGCUGUGCCUGGCCUGCAUCAAAUCUGGAGAUGAGAUCAAGCUCAAGUUAGAGGCUGUGAACAUCACCGACUUGAACCAGAACAGGGAGCAGGACAAGCGCUUCGCCUUCAUCCGCUCUGACAACGGCCCCACCACCAGCUUCGAGUCGGCUGCCUGCCCCGGCUGGUUCCUCUGCACAUCACUGGAGGCCGACCAGCCCGUGGGCCUCACCAAUACGCCCACAGAGGCCAUCAAGGUCACCAGGUUCUACUUACAGCAGGACUAGUCAUGGUGCUCAGCCUUUCCUGUCCCCAGUCCCAGCAUGUCCAUGACUCCAGAGAUGCCUGUCCACCCUGCUCAGGGUCUCCUGGGUGUUGUGGGGCUCAGCAGGUGGCCUUGGCUGGGGGGACCUUCAGAAGGAGGUACAAGAGCCCUGGGAACAAGACCCAGUCUCCAACCUCCUCUGUUCACCCAGCCUCCCUCCACAAGGUCUUUCUAAAGUGCAGAUGGAACCCCAGCCCUACUCAAAGCCUUCAGGGUGGCCUGUGUCUUCAGGGUAAAGUCCACACCCUGUGGCCAGCUCCAGUUCUGCCUCCUUUCUCACCGCAGAUCCCCAGGCACUCACUUCCCUCCCGCUAAGCGGCUUCCAUUUCUUGUUUUGCAAAAUGGUGCUACUCCAGGGGCAAGAUUUUUAGGGUCUGUAGCAAAAUGGGGUCACUGAGGGUCAGACACGACUGAGCGACUUCACUUUCAAUUUUCACUUUCAUGCAUUGGAGAAGGCAAUGGCAACCCACUCCGGUGUUCUUGCCUGGAGAAUCCCAGGGACAGGGGAGCUUAGUGGGCUGCCGUCUAUGGGGUCACACAGAGUCGGACAUGACUGAAGCGACUUAGCAGCAGCAGCAGCAGAAUGGGAAAUAAGGAUUUCCUGGUAUCUUUUUCUUAAAAAAAAAAAAAAAAUUCUUAGUAUCUUUUUGUUAAAUUAAACCAACUUUGAAAGAGAGUCUUUUAUUUGGAAAUGAUGUCCUUUCUGUAAAGGAGUAGAAUAUCAAAAUAGUCCCAUGUUUAGGAAGUGAUGUUGAAAGCAGGUGAUAGCGUUUCCUUUUUUAAUCUCUUAUUUUUGUGAUGCCCUAACCUGUACCUGGGUUGGGAAUAUCCCCUGGAGAAGGGAAUGGCAGCCCACUCCACUCUUCUUGUCUGGAAAUUUCCAUGGACAGAGGAGCCUGGUGGGCUAUAGUCCGUGUGGUCGCCAAGAGUCGGAUACGACUGAGCAAUUAAUGCUUUCACUUUUCAACCUGUAACAAUGAAAAGUUAGCAUAAUGCGUAGGUCUCCUAGUUUUUGUUUUUUUCUGGAAUGUUCCAUGAAGUCUAGAACCUCUGGCCCAGGCCCUGAGCACGCCCCCCACUCCAGACCUCCUGCAGCUUCCCUCCACAACCCUUUCAUCAAAAGUCCCCCCGGUCCCAAGACGCCACACAAAUGUGACUUCUCCUGACCUCCCGGGAGGGAUGAGUCGCUCCCGGACUAUUUUAGCACUUCUGAUUCCCUGAGACUUGUUUGGAAGAUGUGCCCCUGUCUGUCUCCUCACCAGCCUGUGAGCCCCUGGGAGCAGUGACUGUGACCUCCCCCGUCUCUGGUCUUCCCUGGGGCCGAGCACACAGCCUGGCCUCAGCAGGUGCUCAGGGAAUGUGUGUUGCAUGUGUUGAGUGGAAAGUGUCCUGUUCUCUGUGACUUAAGCUUUGUUUUAUGAUAAAAACUUGAAACCUCA
Capra hircus (goat) is the source of this 3427-nucleotide messenger RNA. It is a transcript of the gene IL1RN, whose product is annotated as interleukin 1 receptor antagonist. The transcript is spliced from 5 exons. Lineage: Eukaryota; Metazoa; Chordata; Mammalia; Artiodactyla; Bovidae. Gene Ontology annotation, molecular function: cytokine activity; interleukin-1 receptor antagonist activity; interleukin-1 receptor binding. Bases 1405 to 1950 code for a protein of 181 amino acids. The record is from RefSeq and is a predicted model, not a curated record. Gene Ontology annotation, biological process: inflammatory response to antigenic stimulus; negative regulation of interleukin-1-mediated signaling pathway.